AUGAACAAUCCCAUAGCACAACUGAAUAAAAUCUUUGACAGCCGCAUACGCAUCGGUAUUAUGAGCGCAUUGAUGGUGGGGGAAGAUAUCAGCUUUAACGACCUUAAAGGCGUUAUUGACGUGACCGAUGGUAACCUGGCUUCGCAUCUGAAAACACUGGAGGAAAGCGGGUUUAUCAAGGUGCAGAAGGGAUUCAUUGGCCGCAAAACAAACACUACUUAUUCCGUGACGAAAGCCGGUGAAAAGGCCUUCCGCAGUCACCUCGAUGCCCUGGAGCAGAUCAUUAAAAAUCUGAAUGGAUAA
This is a messenger RNA of Ostertagia ostertagi, 303 nucleotides long. The record is from the annotation of a GenBank genome assembly. NCBI's taxonomy places the organism in Eukaryota, Metazoa, Nematoda, Chromadorea, Rhabditida, Trichostrongylidae.